Molecule: messenger RNA, 1992 nt
Organism: Ilex paraguariensis (yerba mate)
Lineage: Eukaryota; Viridiplantae; Streptophyta; Magnoliopsida; Aquifoliales; Aquifoliaceae
Source: the annotation of a GenBank genome assembly
AUGAUCAAGAUCAGUCACCACCAUCAAACCCCUUCUCUUCCGAAGCUCAAUCCCAUGCUCAUCUCAACUCUCCAACUCUCCUCCUUUCUCUGCCUCCUCCUCUCCACCACCAUCACCGCCGCCGCCGUAGAUGACAACAGCCCCUGGCUACCUUACACUCCCACCGACUACAUUCUCCUCGACUGUGGUUCAUCUUCUAACACCACCGACGCUAGCCUCCGGAGCUGGGACGGCGAUGUCCGCUCACAAUUCUCGCCGUCGAACAUUGAAAACACGUCGUCGAAUGCUACAUCCUCCAAGUCUGUCAUUCAAGUGCCCUACAAGACUUCUCGUAUCUUCCACUCUCAAUUCACCUACUCAUUCCCAGUCUCUGCCGGACCAAAAUUCAUUCGUCUCUAUUUCUACCCAGUUAAUUACUCUGAGCUCGAUAUUACCAACUCUUUCUUCUCCCUCACUUCCAACGACUACACCCUCUUAAACAACUUCAGUGCCUUCCUCACUGUCUCCGCCAUGAAACCCGCAGUUGCUUCCCUUAUAAAGGAGUUCAUCGUCAAUGUUAGGGACAACCAGAUACUGAAUAUAACCUUUUGCCCUUCUCCGAACUCUUACGCCUUCGUUAAUGGCAUUGAAGUCGUUUCAAUGCCAGAAAAUCUCUACAUUCGCGGCAAUGAUCAUCCAAUCCCACUAGUGAGCGAGAACCAAAGAUUUUAUAUUGAUAACAACUCUGCUCUUGAGACUCUCUAUAGAUUAAAUGUUGGCGGUAAUGAGGUCUCAAUAACCAAUGAUACGGGAAUGUUUCGAUUAUGGAGUCCGGACGACGAUUACACCUACGAAGAUUAUGGGUUUACACCUCACAGGGACGUCGCAAUCCGAUAUAGACAGGAGACACCACCCUACACUGCACCGAAGAUCAUUUACACAACCACAAGGACCAUGGGCAACGACAGUUUAAGAUACAAUCUGACAUGGAGAUUUCCUGUUGAUACUGGGUUUUAUUAUCUUCUCAGACUCCAUUUCUGCGAGAUUCAAUUGGAGGUGACCCUUGAGAACCAAAGGGUUUUUAUAAUAUACAUCAACAAUCAAACGGCAGAGAGAAGAGCAGAUGUUAUCUACUGGAGUGGUGGUACUGGAAUCCCGGUGUUUAAAGACUACGUCAUUAUGGUCACCGACCCAGAUGGUCGUCGGAGCAAGCAAGACUUGUGGCUCGCUAUGUACCCUGACCUCCACUUUAGACCUGAGUACGCUGAUGCUAUAUUGAAUGGUUUAGAAAUCUUCAAAUUGAGUGAAACAGCUGGUGUGAAGAAGCACAAUAAUAAAACAUCUAGUUUUCCGGCCAUUAUCGGCAGCGUAGCCGGAGGAGGGUCUAUUCUAGUCUUGAUCUUUGGUUUCUGGAUUUUUCGGCGACGGAGAAGAGUGAAAGACUUGGGUUCAAAAAAGCCCAAGUCAUGGAUCCCCUUAUCCAGCGGUUUAUCACUGUCGUCCGAUCUAUGCAGACGCUUUUCACUUGAGGAGAUGAAAUCAGCUACAUGCAACUUCGAUGAUAGUUUUGUCAUCGGGGCAGGAGGAUUUGGUAAUGUGUACAAGGGCCACAUCGACAACGGUGCAACCACCGUUGCGAUCAAGCGACUGAACCCAUCAUCCAAUCAGGGGGUCCACGAGUUCCAAACAGAGAUCGAGAUGCUAUCGAAGCUACGACACCUCCAUGUCGUGUCGUUGAUUGGUUACUGCCAUGACAACUGUGAGAUGAUCAUAGUGUAUGAUUAUAUGGUCCACGAGAUCCUCCGUGAUCAUCUUUACAAAUCAAAUAAACCAUGUCUUCCGUGGAAGCAACGCCUUCAGAUUUGUAUUGGUGCAGUAAAGGGAUUGCAUUAUCUCCAUACAAGUGCGAAUCGCACGAUCAUUCACCACGAUGUGAAGUCCACCAAUAUUUUAUUGGACGAGAAAUGGGUGGCUAAGAUUUCUGAUUUUGGAUUAUCCAAACUGGGCCCAUAG